This is a messenger RNA of Coccidioides posadasii C735 delta SOWgp, 952 nucleotides long. RefSeq lists its product as uncharacterized. The record is from RefSeq and is a predicted model, not a curated record. NCBI's taxonomy places the organism in Eukaryota, Fungi, Ascomycota, Eurotiomycetes, Onygenales, Onygenaceae.
UUUCAGGUCUCCUGCCGGGUCUCCCACAUUAACCAACACUCCCCGCUCGAUACGAUAUCCGCAGGGAAAGCUUGACGUCAUUUGUCGCCACGACCAAACAGAUGGAGAGCUCAUACUUUACAGAGCGUGUACCAAUUGCUGCUCGAUACUCAGUUCUGUCUCGCAGCGACAAAUUGAACGGCUGUUGCAGCAUCUUGAUAGGUUUACUCUGUUCGAUUGACUGCUAGCAUUACAGAUUCAGCUUCCCAAAAUACUCCUAAACAUGUCGACCUCUCGCCGUCCAACCAGCCGGCGUGAGCCAGAGCCGAAUGUCACCUGCAUGGGAAUGUGCAUGUACGGCAUUGGAGCCGGGCUCCUGGGCGUUGCCGCCAUGACCGUUGGCGAAAAGGUGGAGCAGUACUUCACCGGCCGCCCUAGUUCCCUUGUUCCCGGCCGCGCUCUCGAAAGCCUCCUCAAACUCACCCCGCGUCCCGACAGCCAGAUGUUCUCGCUCAAUGUAUUGAUGAGUUACACCCAGGGCGCCGUGGCGGGUGUGGCUCGUGCCAUGAUGAGUUUCCACGGGAUCCGGGGGCCCAUUGCCGACUUCUUGUUCGUCGGGGUGAGGCUGGCAGUUGAUCAGGCCCUGGAAGUUUGGAGUGGGGUUGGCUCGUGGCCUUGGAACUGGCCGCCGAGCGAGCAAGCCUAUGAAUUGCUACAUAAGACGGUGUAUGCAUUGUCAACAGGAUACCUGGUGGACUGUUGGCUUCAUUGAAAGCUGGGGUUCACAUUGGUAUACUUGAUCAUUGCGGCACUCUGAAAAGACCAUAGGUUCAGUUACUUCACGUCCGCAUGUACAUUAGGUAUAUCCAGGUAUAUAACUUUUUCUAUGUUGAAUGAAGGCGUUAUGGUCUGGCUCUUGACCCUGGAUUAAUCGGAAUUAAAGAGAAUUUUUGGUACUGGUCUUGAUUAGCAC